GACAUCACAGCUGCUCCUAUAACAUUCCGUGUUUUCCCUGCUUGGCUCUCAUUUAGGAUUCUGCAUUCUUCCAUUAGUACUACAAACACAGGUUUUACAGCUGUUUCUCUCUCCACACAGGACAAGGAAAGAAUGGAAACGGACGAAGCCCUGAGAGAUUUGGGCUAUGAGGUGCUGAGGGACCUUGACGGAGGAGAUUUCAGCACAGUUAAAUUGGCCAAAUCUAAAAAAUACCAAAAGACUGUGGCCCUUAAAAUCAUGCAGAUAGACAAACACGUCCAGAAAGAAGUGUCCAUUCUAAAAAGAGUAAAGCACCCUCACAUUAUAAGUGUGCUUGACAUUUUUGAGAUGGCCGGCAGACUGGUUUGCAUCGUGAUGGAGGCAGCACCGUCAGACCUCGAAAAAGCGAAAAAGUUCCAGUCCGUCAUCCCCACAGACCAGGCCAGAACGUGGUUCUCGCAGCUCGUCAGUGCCGUGGUCUACCUGCACAAGCAGAACAUUGCACAUCGAGAUCUCAAAUGCGAAAACGUUCUGCUGACGGCCGAUAACCAAGUAAAACUUAUCGACUUUGGAUUUGGACGGUUUUCUAGAGGCUUCCCUGACCUAACUAGGGAAUUCUGCUGCACUCCCGCCUACGCUGCACCUGAGGUUCUUUUGAAACGGCCAUACGAUCCAAAGAAGGCCGAUGUGUGGAGCUUGGGCGUGAUUCUCUACUGGAUGGUUGUAGGAAGGCUACCAUUCCAAAAUUGGUUCGAUUUCCCGGGUUGCCAGCGCAAACCCAUUUACUUUCCGGAAAGACUAGAAGAACCCUGUCGCGACUUAAUUUCCUACAUGCUGCGCUACAAUUACUUAAUGCGGCCUUCUGCCAAAAAGGUGGCCCAGCACCCUUGGCUGCAGAUGAAGCGAGAACUCUCCGAGAACGUGGAGAGACCAAUUCCACGCGCACUACUACAGAGGAUGAAGAGGUUCUUUAAAAGAUCUUCCUCUGCAGAAGCUCCUACUUGUUUCUGUUCAACAGAAAAUGUCCUUCCUCAUCCUGCCAUAAAGGAGGAAACCAAGAGGCACAAGUUUAAGGUUCAGUUUAAGAUCCCGAGGAAGAAGAAAAAAAAUUACGACGUGUAGAUAGGGUGAAAUAAGGGUGUUUUUUUAACCAUAAUGAAAAUAUUUUAUGAAAUUCAUAUUUUAUAAUUUAACAGCUCGCCAAAAACAUUUUUCCACUUUUUUCAUGCGAGGAAAUAAACCUUAAAUAGCUAAUUUGUCCCAUUUUACUUAAUAUCCCAAUCACCCGUAAUUCACCAUGUCUAGCACGAUUCCUGGAAAUGACAACAUAGAGGCUGCAUUUGAUCCUGAAGUCUACAGUGACGCAGGAAGCCAGGAGACCAAAGCUUCAGCUCCCCUUCAGGUUAUUCAAAAUGACUGAAACAAAGAUAAUCAGCCUCUAUGCGGAAGAUACCACUCAGCAUCCAGGGUGCUUCCAGAGAACCAAUAUGGCCACCAGCCUUCUUCUUCUCCCACUGAUCUCUUCAUCCUCCAAGGAAACCUUCUCUCUGUCUGAUUUCUGAUUCUGUUCUAGUGCUGUUAUCCGGUGUCGACCAGAGGAGGAUGGGUUCCUCUUUUGAGCCGGGUUCCUCCUAAGGUUUCUUCCUGUAGAUAUUAGGGAGUUUUUCCUUGCCACUGUCGCCACUCGCUUGCUCAAAAGAGGCUCGGACCCGGAUUUUAGUAAAGCUGCUUUAAGACAACAUUUAUUCUGAAAAGUGGGAUCCAUUCUAGAUAGGAUCCCAAGCAAUGACUCCAUUGUUCUGCUGGAGGACUUUAACGCUCAUGGAUAAACAGACAGACAAACAGAGAGAUAUAUAGAUAGAUAGAUGUAUCUCCAGCAGAACUUCAUUGUUCUGGGAGACUUCAACGCUCAUGGAUGGAUGGAUGGAUAGGGGAAGCUGAGGAGGGUUUACUCUCAGUCAGCUUUGGUGGAAAGUGUAUUAGGCACUACCACAAGAAAGACACGGGUCCUUCUAGAGGGAUUAUAUUUCCCAGUUUGCCCAAGAGCGUCUGUGGAUCUCCCAGCAGAAAGUGGUUGAACUUGCCUGGGCUCCUGUCUUUCCCUGUUCCCACCACAAGCCUGAAUUGGAUUAAGCAGAUAAGAUGUUAUGUUAUGCUAUUACUAUCAAAACAGCUGACAGAGAGAAUUUUAUUUAAUAAAAUGACUAAAAAAUAAAGAUUUAUUAAGUAGUUUCACCAGCCUGAGAAGUU
Molecule: messenger RNA, 2250 nt
Organism: Astyanax mexicanus (Mexican tetra)
Lineage: Eukaryota; Metazoa; Chordata; Actinopteri; Characiformes; Acestrorhamphidae
Product: testis-specific serine/threonine-protein kinase 6
Exons: 6
Coding region: 133-1122 (329 amino acids)
Biological process (GO): intracellular signal transduction; protein phosphorylation; microtubule cytoskeleton organization
Cellular component (GO): cytoplasm
Molecular function (GO): protein serine/threonine kinase activity; tau-protein kinase activity; ATP binding
Source: RefSeq, a predicted model, not a curated record